Messenger RNA from Osmia lignaria (orchard mason bee), 873 nucleotides. RefSeq names its product troponin C type IIb (gene TpnCIIb). NCBI's taxonomy places the organism in Eukaryota, Metazoa, Arthropoda, Insecta, Hymenoptera, Megachilidae. The record is from RefSeq and is a predicted model, not a curated record. Gene Ontology annotation, cellular component: myosin II complex. Gene Ontology annotation, molecular function: calcium ion binding.
GGGGUGAGAGAGAAACUCUUCUCCUCCCCUUCCAUGCGUUCUAGCUGAGCUUAUAAAAGAUAUCCAGUGCGGAUAAACCAUUAGUUCGAAACAACGAAGGGACAGAGCAUCGAGUUAAUCGCAUACAACGCACAGAAGAUGGAUGAGGAACAAGUCAAAAUGCUCAAGAGAGCCUUCUCCAUGUUCGAUUCGACAAAGUCGGGUCGGAUCGAGAAGGAAAAAGUAAGAACGAUCCUGAACACCCUGGGGCACACUUUCGAUGAUCACGAGCUGGAAGUGCUAUUGAAACAAGAGGAUGACGAAGGCAGCGGCAAAUUAAGUUUCGAUUCGUUCUACCGGGUGGCCAGCCACUUCCAAGAGGAGGACGACGAGGCUCUGCAAAAGGAACUGAAAGAGGCUUUCAGGCUGUACGAUAAGGAAGGCAACGGUUACAUUCCCACGAGUUCUUUGCGAGAAAUCCUUAUGGCUCUGGACGAUCAGAUAACUCCAGAUCAAAUGGACGGCAUGAUCGCUGAAAUUGAUACCGACGGCUCUGGUACCGUCGACUUUGACGAGUUCAUGGAGAUGAUGACCGGCGAUUAAACGACUCAUCGCGAACUCACCGUUUCGCGUGAAAGGAACUCUUGCAUUUUCUUUCUACGAUACUCCCGUUAAUCGUGGGCGAACGAGCGAUCCUCUGUCUCUCUUUCUCUUUUUCGAAAUUGAAAUUCCACCGGAGAGAAUAGAGCACGCGUUACUCGUUUGGGCCGAGCUUGGACACAAAGGAUUGCAGAGACUUUACUGGAUUCUAUCUUGCUCGUACCAUUUGUUCCCGCGUCAUGUAUCGGAAUCGUUAAUUGAACACUCGAUUAAACGCUAUCUUUCACGAUCGCA